This is a messenger RNA of Eucalyptus grandis, 3077 nucleotides long. Its product is annotated as probable leucine-rich repeat receptor-like protein kinase At5g49770. Gene Ontology annotation, molecular function: protein kinase activity; ATP binding; protein binding. The record is from RefSeq and is a predicted model, not a curated record. Lineage: Eukaryota; Viridiplantae; Streptophyta; Magnoliopsida; Myrtales; Myrtaceae. Gene Ontology annotation, biological process: protein phosphorylation.
UUCACAUUCUUCAAGUCUCGAGAUUCCGAGUCAUGGGUGUGCGAGUUCUGGCAAUUCUGCUAGUUGUUCUCCUUGGAGAUUCCAUUGGAGAUGCAGCUACAAAUCCUUAUGAUUUCAGUGCGCUUACGGGGCUAAAGACUGAUUGGCAAAAUGCACCACCCAACUGGGCGGUGGUGGGGACUGAUCCUUGUGGCGAUAAUUGGGUUGGGAUUCGCUGCAAUAAUUCUCGCGUUACUUCCAUAAUUCUGUCGAGCGCGGGUUUGACAGGUUCGCUCUCGGGAGACAUUGGACAAUUAUCUGAAUUACAGAUUCUAGACCUAUCUUAUAACAAGGGCCUGACUGGAUCUCUUCCUGAACAAAUUGGAAACUUGAUUAAGCUCACACGCUUAAUUCUGGUUGGUUGCGGAUUUUUUGGCCAAAUACCAGAUUCCAUUGGAUAUCUCCAGAACCUGGUGCAUUUAUCUCUAAAUUCAAAUAGAUUCAGUGGGCCGAUUCCUGCUAUCAUUGGUAACCUUUCUACACUUUACUGGUUGGAUCUAGCCGACAAUCAGCUAACUGGAUCUAUUCCCAUAUCGAAUGGAAGCAAUCCUGGCCUUGAUAUGCUACUUCGCGCAAUUCACUUUCAUUUUGGACAGAACCAACUCUCUGGCACAAUUCCUCCCCAACUAUUCAGUUCCGGGAUGCAUCUCGUACAUGUGCUUUUCGACAACAAUCAUCUCACAGGUAGCAUCCCUUCCACUCUUGGACUGGUGCGGAGUUUGGAAGUUGUUCGUUUUGAUAGGAACGCUCUAGAUGGUGCAGUCCCUGGAAAUCUCAACAAUCUUACAUCUGUUCAAGAACUUCUUCUUUCCAACAAUAGGCUAACUGGUCCGUUGCCCAACCUUGCUGGCAUGAACACCCUCUACUACCUGGACUUAAGCAAUAAUAGUUUUGAUGCGACAGAUUUCCCUUCAUGGAUUCCAACGUUACAGUCUUUGACAACAUUAAUGCUGGAAAGCACGCAAGUUCGAGGAGUGCUACCUGUUAUCCUUUUCAGCAUUUUCAGUUUGCAAAGUGUGGUCUUAAGAAACAACCAGCUGAAUGGAACCUUGGAUAUAGGCACCAGCCAUGACAAUCAAUUGCAACUCAUCGAUCUCCAGACCAAUUUUAUCGAUGACUUCAAGCAGAGUACUGGAGGUUACAGUGUUGAGGUGAUACUUGUCGGUAACCCGGUUUGUCAAGAAACAGGAGCAGCUGGGCAAAGUUACUGUACCAUUCCACAAUCCAACUCCUCCUCAUACUCGACACCGCAUGACAAAUGCAUCCCAGCCGUUUGCAAUUCAAAUCAGACUUCCAGCCCCAACUGUAAAUGCAGCUAUCCUUACACAGGAACUUUAGUCUUCACAGCUCCUUCUUUCUCAGGUUUAGGAAACUCGACUUAUUUCGAAAACCUCGCAAGCUCCAUGAUGAUCUUUUUUCAGUCCUAUCAACUUCCGGUAGCUUCCGUCUCGCUGAGUGAUCCGCUCAAGGAUUCAUCUGAUUACCUUAAACUGAAUCUUGCGGUCUUCCCAUCUGAAGGGGUUAGUUUCAAUCGGACUAGCAUAAACAGUAUUGGCUUUGUGCUCAGUAAUCAGACUUACAGGCCUCCAAAAUUAUAUGGGCCUUUCAAUUUCCUUGCUGAUCAGUACACGUACUUUGCUGAAGUACAAGUACCAACUACAUCAAAUUUGUCAAACAUCAGUGUCAUCAUUGGUGCAGCAGCCGGUGGUUUUGUUCUCUUCUUGCUAUUGCUAUUGGCUCUUGUAGGGCUUUAUGCUUUUCAUCAAAAGAAAAGAGCAGAAAAGGCUACAGAGCAAAGCAACCCUUUUGUAAACUGGGACCUGAAUAAGAGCAGCGGUGAAUUUCCCCAACUCAAAGGAGCGAGAUGGUUUUCUCUAGAAGAGCUUAAGAAAUACACCAACAAAUUCGCAGAAGCCAAUGAAAUUGGAUCCGGUGGCUAUGGAAAGGUCUACAGGGGUACUUUUCCCACUGGAACUCUAGUUGCCAUAAAACGAGCACAGCAGGGAUCUAUGCAGGGUUGGGUCGAGUUCAAAAAUGAGAUUGAGCUUCUAUCAAGAGUCCAUCACAAGAAUCUUGUCAGCCUUGUCGGUUUUUGUUCUGAGCACGGUGAACAAUUGCUAGUGUACGAGUUCCUUCCAAAUGGUACCAUCAAAGAGAGUCUCUCAGGAAAGUCAGGAAUCAGGUUGGAUUGGGCAAGGAGACUCAAAGUAGCCAUUGAUGCAGCCCGAGGUCUGGCUUAUCUUCAUGAGCUUGCUAAUCCUCCGAUCAUACAUAGGGACAUAAAAUCAACCAACAUCCUAUUGGAUGAUCACUUGAAUGCGAAAGUUGCUGAUUUUGGUCUCUCCAAGCCCGUGACAGAAGGUGAAAGGGGUUAUGUCACCACUCAAGUCAAAGGAACAAUGGGCUACUUGGAUCCUGAAUACUACAUGACGCAACAGCUGACUGAGAAGAGCGAUGUGUAUAGCUUUGGAGUAGUGAUGCUGGAACUCCUUACAGCCAGAAGGCCGAUAGAGCGGGGCAGAUAUAUUGUGAGAGAAGUGAGGGUGGCCAUGGAUAAGGACAAAGAUUUGUACAAUCUGCAGGGGAUUCUCGACCCUGCCAUCGGUUUGGGCACGUCUUUGAAGGGACUCGAGAGGUUUGUGGAGUUAGCAAUGAGAUGUGUGGAAGAAUCAGGAGCAGACAGGCCAACCAUGGGAGAGGUGGUGAAGGAAAUCGAGAACAUCAUGGUUUUCGCGGGUUUGAAUCCAAAGGCCGAAUCUCCAAAGACUGAAUCGGCGACCACUUCAGCCAGUUAUGAGGAGGCGAGUAAGGAGUAUGCUACACAUCUCUACAGCAACGAGGACUUCACAGAGGAUAGUGGGGGCUUCCCACCUUCAAGGAUCGAACCCCAGUAGGGAAAUUACAGUCACGAUCAGCUUUAGUGUACAUUAAGAAAAUCAAACUAGCAUAUGUAUUCACAACCAACUCUUUCCAGAUGUUCAGGUCUAGUGAUAUUUGUAUUCUGUUGAGAAUUUAAUCAUGUAAAAUUACCGGCCUCU